Ustilago hordei is the source of this 1005-nucleotide messenger RNA. RefSeq lists its product as uncharacterized. The record is from RefSeq and is a predicted model, not a curated record. The transcript has a single exon. NCBI's taxonomy places the organism in Eukaryota, Fungi, Basidiomycota, Ustilaginomycetes, Ustilaginales, Ustilaginaceae. The coding region runs from base 1 to 1005 and encodes 334 amino acids.
AUGUCAGACAACACUGAAAUGCAAGCUGGUGCAAGCAAAGCAAAGGGAGGUAGAAAGGGUAAAGCUCCUCAACUGCAAGUCCCCAAUUAUGAUGCCACCAAUGAGACAGAGGUCAAAGUGACCAAUGAAGAAAGCAACCCUGACUCUGAUCAAGACAGUGGCAGCAAGCAAUACAACUUCUGCACUCUGGCAAAGCUCCUUGAGCUGGUGCCCAAGUUAAUGUCACAAAGCUACUAUAGUUGGAAUGUCCAUGUCAAAUCUUUCCUUCAAUCUGUUCCCCAUGCCAUGAAACACCUUGAGGGAACAUACAACAAGAAACACCCCAAGUGGAACCAUGUAUUCAAUGAUGCCCUGAUGAAUGCAGUACAUGGCACUAUCAACACCACUGGGGAAUACAACAUCAACUACCUAAUCCUUGACAUCAUUAGGGAACACCAUACAUUCCACCAGUUCUGGAAGAAGAUUGAGAAUGGCUUGACAAAUGAAGCUAUUGCAACCUCAUGCUGGAUUGCCCUCAUAGCCCAGUUAGGCGAGCUCAGGAUGUACAACUCUGAUGUCCAAAAGCUCAUUCAGGAAAUCAGGACCAUCCAGACAGAGAGCAGCCUACUGGGAAAACUGUUUGCAGAUGACACUUUGUUUUCGAUUCUACAGAAGUGCACUAUUUGCCACCCUGUGUAUAAAGAAACAGUUGCUACCAUCAGUCAACUCACCUUCAAUGCCCUUGCUACAGCCUUGACUAUCCAACAAUCAGCAGUUGAGAAUUACCCCACUCAGAAGAUUGACCCAUGUCAAGCCAAUGCCAGAGUUGCUGGCAGCGACAACCAAGAAGAACCAACUGUGAAGGAUGAGAAGGACCAAAAGGACGAGGACAAUGCCAAUGCCAAAGUUGCUGCUCGGCCUCGAAAGCUACAGUGCUGGGUUUGCAAGCGACUGGGACAUGGGAUCAACCAGUGUGAUGCUAUGGUAACCAUCCUGGAGAACUCCCCCCUUGCCAAGACCAAAUAG